GAGGCGGCGGCGCCUGAACGUGGGGUGCGCGGCGGGAGAGGGGGCGACAGAGCCACCGCAGGGGGGGGCCCUCUCCCCGCCGCACCCCUCCAGGGCCACUGCCCCUGCCACCGACCACCGGUUAUUCCGGAGACGCGAGAGGAAACGAGGGAGGGCGGAAAAGGAGGAGGGAGGAAAGAGGAAAAAAAAAAGGGGGGGGGGAGCGUUUAAAUCCCUUCCCCCCGCUUCUCACCGCCUCCAUUCCUCCCUUCAUUCGACCUCCCCUCCGGAGCCGCUGAUUCAUUGGGAUCUUGUUGCAUUGCUGGUGUACGCCCCCCUUCAAGAAGAACUGCUCUUGCCCAUACCCGCCUCCCGGGAACAGCCAAAGAGGCGUGUGAAGUGAUAAAAAUUUAUGUUUUCAUCAAACCGGGCCAAGGAGAAUGGGGGUCCUACACCCAAAAGAAUGAAGACACGACAGAACAAAGACUCAAUGUCGAUGCGGAGUGGACGGAAGAAAGAGACUCCAGGGCCUCGAGAGGAGCUCAGGUCACGGGGUCGAGCUUCCCCUGGGGGCGUCAGCACCUCCAGCAGUGAUGGCAAGGCUGAGAAGUCCCGACAAACAGCAAAGAAAGGGCGGGUGGAGGAAUCCUGCACGCCCAAGGGCAGCAAGCAGGGUCGAACAGAAGAGAUCUCGGAGAGUGAAGGGGAGGACACCAACGCUCCCAAAAAAACCAAAACUGAGGAGUUGCCCUGCCCUCCAUCCCCAUCUGAUGUUGACAGCCUUGAUGGCCACAGCUUCAAUGAUGAGAUGAGCAGUGACCCACGGGACAUUGACCAAGAUAACAGGAGCACCUCACCUAGCGUGUACAGCCCUGGCAGCGUGGAGAAUGACUCCGACUCCUCUUCUGUGCUGUCUCAGGGGCCAUCUCACUCCUACCAUCAUCCUCCACUCUUUCCCCAGAGCCCACCGGUAGCUCCCCCUCCCGACAGCCUGGCCCGUCCACCUGAGCCUGGCUUUGGGCUCCCGGGUGAGGUGCACCCCCAGGGACCCCCUGCUGGGAGCUACCACUCCCAGCUGGAGGGCCAGGCCUCCCGAAUUUUCCAGGCUCAAACCCCACAGACACCUGCCUCCUCCUCUGCUGUUGCUGCCCCUUCUGCUGUCCCUUCUUCCUCCUCCUCUUCCUCCUCGUCUUCCUCCUCCUCCACCCACGCUCCUCUUUACCCUCCGUCCAAUGUAGUCCAAGUUGGGGCCAAAAUUUCCAGUGGGCUUGGGGGGCUCCCAGCAGCAGUGGGUCGUGAGCAGACCCUCAGCGCCAAGCACAAUCCGCCACCCACCACCCCCAUCUCACUGGCAUCAGUGGUCGGGGGCCCCCAACCUCAAAAGACACCCCCAGCCAACCCUUCAGCCGCCCCCCCAGCUUCAGCCCCUUCCUUUCCCCACGUCUCUGCCAAUUUGCCUCCGCCCCCGGCCCUGCGCCCACUGAACAAUGCGGUGGCUGCCUCCAGCUCCCCAGGGAUGGUGGGGCAGGCCCUGAGCAGCCACCUUCCUUCACCCCAUGGGAUGGGGCAGGACAAGGCAUCAGCCCUGGCCCCCUCCCGCUACCCCUAUGCCCCGCCACCUCUGCCUGCCUCCAGCUCCUCGGCCCAGUACCCCCAGCCUUCCCCAUCCCAGCCCCUGCCCAGUUACACUGCCUCCUAUGGCCACUCCUUCCCCCCACCCAGCGGCCUCUCUGUGUCCAGCCAGCCCCCUAAGUACACCCAGCCAUCCUUGCCCUCCCAGCCUGUCUGGAGCCAGGGGCCACCCCCAUACAGCCGCCCACUGGGUAACGCUGGUUCCCACCCUGCUGCUCCUUUUGCCAGCCAGACGCCCCAUCACCCGCAGCCACCCCAGCAGCACCACCACAGCCACGGGAGUGGUGGGGGGGUCUCCCCAGCAGCUGCAGCUCCAUCGCAGCCCAGUGGGGGUUACCCUCAUGGCCUGGAGUCAAACAGCCAUCACCCUUCCCAUGCCAGCUAUGGGCUGCGCCUCUACCCUCCCCACAGCCAGGCCGCUUACAGCCAGGCUCCGUCAUCUGCUGCUGCAGCUCCCUCCUCUUCCUCCACUUCUUCCUCCUCCUCCUCCUCCUCCUCCUCUUCCUUGUCUUCUUCCUCAUCCUCCUCUGCUGCUUCUUCCCAGGGAAAUUACCCUGGCAUGUGCGCUCACCCCCCUGGGCAGAGUCCUGCCACCUACACCUUCCCCCCACCACCACCCCCAUCCCCUGCCCAUGGGGCUGGCCCUCCAGUCACCUCAGCUGCCACCACCCUCUCUACUGUCAUCGCCACCAUGGCCUCCCCAUCUGCAGCCCCCUACAAGACGGUCUCACCCCCAGUACCCCCCUCAGCUGUGGCCCCCUAUGGGAAGCGGCCAGCCUCCCCCAUCCCCACCUUCCAGCCCCCGGCCCCUUAUAAGCCAGGCUCGCCCCCUGCUUCUUCAGCUGCCCCUUUCCGGGCAACCACGCCUCCUGGCUACCGGGUGGCUUCGUCCCCUGUGGCAGGGGGCUACAAAGCCCCCUCACCCGCCCCUUCUGCCCCACCACCCCUGCCAGGGAGCGUGACCACCCCAGCCCCCCCACCGCCCCCACUUCCCCUCAGUGCUGCGCAGAUCAAGCAGGAGCCAUCAGAAGAGUAUGACCCCCCCGAGAGCCCUGUGCCACCUGCUCGCAGCCCUUCACCACCCCCCAAGGUGGUGGAUGUACCAAGCCAUGCCAGCCAGUCAGCCAGAUUCAACAAACAUCUAGACCGUGGCUUCAACUCCUGUUCCCGCACAGACCUGUACUUUGUACCCCUUGAUGGCUCCAAGCUGGCUAAGAAAAGGGCAGACUUGGUGGAGAAAGUGCGGCGAGAAGCUGAGCAGAAGGCACGGGAAGAGAAGGAGCGGGAACGGGAACGAGAGCGGGAGAAGGAGCGGGAGAAGGAGAGGGAGCUGGAGAGGAGUGUGAAGAUGGCCCAGGAGGGCCGGCCGGUUGAGUGCUCAUCCCUCGGGCCAGUUCCCCACCGCCCCUCCUUCGAGCAGGGCAGUGCUGUAGCAACUGUUCCCCCGUACCUGGGCCCUGACACCCCAGCUCUGCGCACCCUCAGCGAAUAUGCACGGCCCCACGUUAUGUCCCCCAGCAACCGCAACCACCCUUUCUAUGUGCCACUGGGUGCGGUCGACCCAGGUUUGCUGGGGUACAAUGUGCCGGCCAUCUACAGCAGUGAUCCAGCGACACGGGAGCGAGAGCUGAGAGAGCGGGAGGCCCGCGAACGAGACCUGAGGGACCGGGACCUGCGUGAACGUCUCAAGCCUGGCUUUGAAGUCAAGCCUGCCGAGUUGGAGCAGCUCCACGCCGUGCCAGCUGCUGCUAUGGAUCCAUUCCCACGCCAUGGCGGGCUGAGUUUGCAGACAGCCCCCGGCCUUCAUCCCGCUUUUCCCUUCCACCCAGGGCUGGGCCACUUGGAGAGGGAGAGGCUAGCGCUGGCAGCCGGCCCGACCCUUCGUCCUGACAUGUCCUAUGCUGAGCGCUUGGCAGCUGAGCGCCAGCAUGCUGAGCGGGUGGCUGCUCUCAGCAAUGACCCUCUGGCCCGGCUGCAGAUGCUCAAUGUGACACCUCAUCAUCAUCAGCAUUCCCACAUCCACUCCCACCUCCAUCUCCACCAGCAGGAUGCCAUACAUGCAGCCUCAGCCUCUGUUCACCCUCUUAUCGACCCACUUGCCUCGGGAUCACACCUCACCCGGAUACCAUACCCAGCUGGAACCAUUCCUAACCCCCUCCUGCCUCACCCUCUGCACGAGAAUGAAGUGCUGCGCCACCAGCUUUUUGCUGCACCCUACAGAGACCUGCCGGGCUCUCUCUCUGCACCCAUGUCAGCAGCACAUCAGCUCCAGGCCAUGCAUGCACAGUCAGCUGAGCUGCAGCGCCUGGCUCUGGAACAGCAGCAAUGGCUUCAUGCCCAUCACCCUCUGCAUGGUGUGCCGCUCCCCACGCAGGAGGACUACUACAGUCACCUUGUUUCUCUUCUGUAUCCUAGCCACCUGAAGAAAGAAAGUGACAAACCCCUUUAAAUUGACUUCUAGUGUCAAUGUGACAUCAUCAUGUCUUUCUCUCAAGAGGAGCAAUCAAUCAACCAAAUCCUGGAGGAGGGGAAGCUGCAGAGUGACACAUCCUGAUCCCACCAUGCAAUAGAGUGUGAGAGACGACAGGACAAAAAGUACAGGAUGGCAUCUUGAGAGCAGAAAGUGGAAGACAGAAAAGAGAGGGAGGACUGACACACCACUAAUGAACAUGAAAUGAUCGGUACGUGAUUUCAGCAGAACUCUGAAGAAAACAAUCAGCAUUGCACAGAGCUCAAAAAGACGAAGACUGAUGUGAAUUCAGAAUGGCAGAAGCUCCAUCCUUUGUUUGGGGGGACAGUUGCAUUAAAUAAAAAGAGCAGACCAUUACAGGACUUCACAUACACGAUGCUGCUACCUUUUCUGCUUCUGCGAGGAGGAGGUGCAGCCAAGAAGUAACUCAAAACCCAACAGAGCCUUUUUUUCAAGAUGUCUCUUCACACCCAACCCCCCUUUAGGUGUAAGUUACUGCUUUAGCAAUACGGAAGAGCAACAUGGAACUUAUUUCAGUUUAGCUAGAGCGGCUUCCCACUCUCCAGCAUCCCUUCAGAUGCAAACGAAGCAUUACAGGACCCCUUCCAAAGCGGCUGCUCCUGCCUGCAGAGGGACCGGUCCCAGCCAUCGGGGUGCUAAGCACCACAAGACUUUUUGCAAGGUGGUGGUUGUGCUUCCCCACUGCUGACAGGAACGGGCAUGGCCACGAGGUGCAAAGCACCAGGAGACUGUUUUCAAAGCUGCCGUCGCCACCACGACCCCUUUGAGCCCGGUGGGGAGAGCUGACAUGGCCAAGUGUACGGUAUCCUGAGAUUUGUCUUUGAGAUGGUGGCUGCCCUUUACCCUCACCCUUUCGAAUUGAUGUACUUUAACUCAUGCACAUCCUAUUAGACGUGGCAGUUUUAUGUAGCAACUUGUGACUCCCUUCCCCCUGACCCCCCACGUGCGUGUCUGAUUUCACAGUUGUAUUUCUUGAUUGGUCCCCAUAUAUAUAUAUUUACUUAACCAUUAAAAGGAAAAGAAAACCAACAA
Messenger RNA from Columba livia (rock pigeon), 5134 nucleotides. It is a transcript of the gene ATN1, whose product is annotated as atrophin 1. The transcript has 10 exons. The record is from RefSeq and is a predicted model, not a curated record. Bases 392 to 4060 code for a protein of 1222 amino acids. Gene Ontology annotation, cellular component: nucleus. Lineage: Eukaryota; Metazoa; Chordata; Aves; Columbiformes; Columbidae. Gene Ontology annotation, molecular function: transcription corepressor activity.